AUGGAUUAUGUUCACAUUUCUGAUUCGGAUCUCAGGAUCUUGGACCUUUGGUCAUCUGGACAGUGGAACCUUGAGAAUAUCUAUUCUCCUCUGAAUCAGUCUCUGCAGAGCAAUAUUAACUCUUACAACCCAGAUGUUCAAGCUGGUUCAGAGGUCGGUUGGUGUUGGACUGGUGCGACUUCAAAGGUUUAUAAUGCUCAUAGUGGUUAUUUGUGGCUCAGUAAGAAGAUGUUUAGUUGGGAGGAUAGGGGUAAUUGGCUUUGGCUUUGGCGUCAACAUGUUCUAGAAAAGCACAAAUUUUUGGCCUGGCUAUGUCUUCGGGAGGCUCUUCCUACUGCUGCAUUUCGUUUUAGGAGGGACAUUUCGUACAUGGAUAGCUGUCCACGAUGUUUCUCAGGUCAGGAAUCGCGCCCCUUUAGAUUCUUUUCUGGUCUCUGGUGGAUUUGGCGUUCGAGGAAUAACGAGAUCUUUCAUCCUCACGAGCAUUGGACCACAGACAAGGUGAUUGGUAUGGCUUUGUCCUUGGAAAAGGAGCUCCGAAAUAUUUUUCAGUUGCAACGACUGUCUAUCCCCUCAACCAUUAGUGGCUCUUGGAUUUCCCCCUCAGUGGGUACCUUUAAGAUUAAUUGUGAUGCUAGCUAUCCUAGCAGUGGUGCUCGAGUUGGUUUUGCUUGUGUUAGCAGAGAUUGGAAGGGAAGGUGGCAACGAGGCUGUCUGGGAACAAUUGAGAGUCGUAGCAUUUUGCAAGGAGAGUUAUUUGCUAUUUAG
This is a messenger RNA of Arachis stenosperma, 768 nucleotides long. RefSeq lists its product as uncharacterized. The transcript is spliced from 2 exons. Lineage: Eukaryota; Viridiplantae; Streptophyta; Magnoliopsida; Fabales; Fabaceae. The record is from RefSeq and is a predicted model, not a curated record. Bases 1 to 768 code for a protein of 255 amino acids.